GGGAGCCCGCACUACCUUCUUCCUUUUCCUCCUCCCCCGGUGAGGGGAGAGAAGGUUGGGGCCCCGAGCCCAUGGACUGGGAGGAGGCGGAGGCCGCCGAGAGCCGGGGCCCCGCUAUGUGCCCCUGAGCCCCGUGUACUGGUUCUGCCAGUCUGGAAGGCCAUGGAGAGGAGGCCGGGAGUCAAGCCAAGUCUCACUUCCUGGAUUUUAUCAGGAUAUUGUUGGCAGACAUCCAUGAGGUGGUUGAGAAGCCAGUACCUGUUUUAUACUUGCUUCUGCUUCAGUGCUCUGUGGUUGUCAACAGAUGCUGUUGAAAGCAGGUGCCACCAGGGGAAGACACAAUUUGGAGUUGGCCUGAGAACUGGGAGAGAAAAUCACUUCUGGCUUCUUAAAGGAACCCCGUCUCUCCAUUCAUGUUGGGCUGCCUGCUGUCAGGACUCGGCCUGCCAUGCUCUUUGGUGGCUAGAAGGGAUAUGCAUUCAGGCUGACUGCAGCAAGCCCCAGAGCUGCCAGCCUUUUAGGACAGACUCUUCUAAUUCCAUGCUGGUAUUUUUAAAAAAAUUCCAAGCUGCAGAUGAUUUGGGCUUUCUAUCUGAAGAGGAUAUACCACAUAUUCUGGAGGAAGCCUCUUGGAGGAGACUGAGCCCAUCCAGAGCUCCAUUCAGAUCUGCUGUAUUUUCCAGUGACCAACAGAGCUUAAUCAGGAAGCUUCAGAAAAGAGAUAUUUCCAGAGAAGUCCUUCCACCUAUUGUAGCACAGCAUUCUAAAGAGAACGACUCCAGCGAACUAGGUGUUCUGAGUGCCAGUGGCUUGGCAGAGGUCCAGAAGGCAGUUACAGUUUCCAGUCCCUUAACCACAGACCUGACUACAGAGAUUGCUGGUCAGCCAAAGAGUGUAUCAGUCCAACCUGAAACAUCAGAGGAUCCUGGAAUUAUAGCCAGCACUCAGCAAGUAAAAAGUCCUGGGAAAAUCCAAACUGCUAUCCCUCUUCCAGUGGCUCCCUCCUAUAUUCAUACAACUCCUACCCCCCAGGCUUCCUUCCAGAGCACAUCAGCACCAUACCCAGUUAUAAAGGAACUUGUGGUAUCUGCUGGGAAGAGUGUCCAGAUGACCCUGCCUAAGAAUGAAGUUCAAUUAAAUGCAUAUGUUCUCCAAGAACCCCAGAAAGGAGAAACCUACACCUACGACUGGCAGCUGAUUACUCAUCCUAAAGACUACAGUGGAGAAAUGGAAGGGAAACAUUCCCAGAUCAUGAAACUAUCCAAGCUGACUCCAGGCCUGUAUGAAUUCAGAGUGAUCGUAGAUGGUCAAAAUGCCCACGGGGAAGGCUAUGUGAACGUUACAGUAAAGCCAGAACCCCGUAAGAAUCGGCCUCCUGUUGCUAUCGUGUCACCCCAGUUCCAGGAGAUCUCUUUGCCAACCACAUCUACAGUCAUUGAUGGCAGCCAAAGCACUGAUGAUGAUAAAAUCGUCCAGUAUCAUUGGGAGGAACUUAAGGGGCCUCUGAGAGAAGAGAAGAUUUCUGAAGAUACAGCCAUAUUAAAACUAAGCAAGCUGGUCCCUGGGAACUACACCUUCAGCUUGACUGUAGUAGACUCUGAUGGAGCUACCAGCUCCACCACUGCAAGUCUGACAGUGAACAAAGCUGUGGAUUAUCCCCCUGUGGCCAACGCGGGCCCCAACCAAGUGAUCACCCUGCCUCAAAAUUCCAUCACUCUCUUUGGGAACCAGAGCACUGAUGAUCAUGGCAUCAGCAGCUAUGAGUGGUCACUCAGCCCAAGCAGCAAGGGGAAAGUGGUAGAGAUGCAGGGUGUUAGAACACCAACUCUGCAACUCUCUGCAAUGCAAGAAGGAGACUAUACCUACCAACUCACGGUGACUGACACAAUAGGACAGCAAGCUACUGCUCAAGUGACUGUUAUUGUGCAGCCUGAAAACAACAAGCCCCCUCAGGCAGAUGCGGGCCCAGAUAAAGAAUUGACCCUGCCUGUGGACAGCACAACCCUGGAUGGCAGCAAGAGCUCAGAUGAUCAGAGAAUUAUCUCCUAUCUCUGGGAAAAAACACAAGGACCUGACGGGGUGCAGCUGGAGAAUGCUAACAGCAGUGUUGCCACUGUGAGUGGGCUGCAAGUGGGGACCUACGUGUUCACCUUGACUGUCAAAGAUGAGAGGAACCUACAAAGCCAGAGCUCUGUGAACGUCAUUGUCAAAGAAGAAAUGAACAAACCACCCAUAGCCAAGAUAUUGGGGAAUGUGGUGAUUACCUUACCCAUGAACACAGCAGAGCUGGAUGGCUCCAAGUCCUCAGAUGACAAGGGAAUAGUCAGCUACCUCUGGACUCGAGAUGAAGGGAGCCCAGCAGCUGGGGAAGUGUUAAAUCACUCUGACCAUCAUCCUGUCCUCUUUCUUUCCAACCUGGUUGAGGGAACCUACACAUUCCACCUGAAAGUGACUGAUGCAAAGGGUGAGAGUGACACAGACAGGACAACUGUGGAGGUGAAGCCUGAUCCCAGGAAAAACAACCUGGUGGAGAUCAUCUUGGAUGUCAACGUCAGUCAGCUAACUGAGAGGCUGAAGGGGAUGUUCAUCCGCCAGAUUGGGGUCCUCCUGGGGGUGCUGGAUUCCGACAUCAUUGUGCAAAAGAUUCAGCCGUACACGGAGCAGAGCACCAAGAUGGUAUUUUUUGUUCAGAAUGAGCCUCCGCACCAGAUCUUCAAAGGCCACGAGGUGGCAGCAAUGCUCAAGAGUGAGCUGCGAAAGCAAAAAGCAGACUUCCUUAUAUUCGGAGCCCUGGAGAUCAACACUGUCACAUGUCAACUGAACUGUUCUGAGCAUGGCCACUGUGAUUCAUUCACCAAAAAAUGUAUCUGUGACCCUUUUUGGAUGGAGAAUUUCAUCAAGGUGCAGCUGAGAGAUGGAGACAGCAAUUGUGAGUGGAGUGUGUUGUACGUUAUCAUUGCUACCUUUGUUAUUGUUGUUGCCUUGGGGAUCCUGUCUUGGACCACAAUCUGUUGUUGUAAGAGGCAAAAAGGAAAACCCAAGAGGAAAAGCAGGUACAGGAUCCUGGAUGCCACUGAUCAGGAGAGCCUGGAGCUGAAGCCGACCUCCCGAGCAGGUGUCAAACACAAAGGCCCCAUGCUGAGCAGCAGCCUGAUGCACUCUGAAUCGGAACUGGACAGCGAUGAUGCCAUUUUCACGUGGCCAGACCGGGAGAAGGGCAAGCUCCUACAUGGUCAGAAUGGCUCUGUUCCCAACGGGCAGACACCACUGAAGGCUAGGAGCCCACGGGAGGAGAUCUUAUAGCUAUCUGGUCUGUCUCCUCAGAGUAGGGGUUGGUAGUGCCAGGGCCCAAGCACUGCCAGGUGGUUCCCUAUCACCCAGGUCCGCGGGCAGCUGAUCUCCCAGUAUAUGCUGGUCACUCCACCCCAACCCCCCACCCCAAAACUACUGGUACUUGAAUCACAGACACUGUCCAGGAACCCAUGAGCGAAGCUGUGAAUGAAGAGAUUUCCUCUUUGAACCUGUCUGGUAGGCCCCCAGAACAUCCUCACCUCAGGGGCUCCUUUAUUGCAAGUCCCUCUUCCCCACCCAAGGGCAAGUAUGGCCUGCUUCAGCAUCCUCUCCAGCUGCCCUGUGGUAGUGCUACUGGACCCAGGGUGCUACACAGAACCAAGAGCCAAUAGCCUCCUGGCUCCAGGGGCUCAAUGGAGGGUAUGUUCUUUCUUCUCUUCUCUGGGGCAUAGUGCGCCCCCUGGCAAGGCCAAGAGGAUGUGGCAUCCCUGCCUCACCACAGAUACUAGAACACUAGUGAGAAACAACGCCUGGCCCUCGGCACUGGAGCCUGCUCCCUUCUCUGAUCAGCACUAUCAGGAGAGGACUGGCUGUCUGGGGGUGAUGAGGGGCCCUGCCUUUGGGGGCUUUUGUGACACAGGCAGUGUCCCCCUUUCUUCCUCUGACUGGCAGCUGCUGCUUCCAGGCUCAGGCCACCACUCUGUGUACCUAGAGGAGAUAGCCACAGACUGGAAUGUUGUGGCAUGAGAGUGCAUGUGUGUGACUGUCCACUGUGGUCUCCCAGUCCCUCCAUCUGUGUCUUUUCUCUGUGUCUGCUGCACAUGUGUGUUGAGUGAACGCGUGCGUAUCUUCUCACCGGGCUCUUGGCUGCUCAGAAGGAAACUUUGACUCAGUCUCUCAGCUCUGUGGAAUCCCACUGAUUUCUGUCACUGUUCCUCAGACCUACUAGCUGGGAAUUGAGGAAUGGGAGCUUUGGGGGAAUGACUUCUAAAAAGAGAUAAUUUCUACUACUGCACUACUACUGUGUGUUGUAAGAUGAUUAAACAUAUAUUUAAUUUGUGUGCCUACAUCUCUGACCUGUGUCACAGGGCUAACCACGAUUGCAGCCUGCAAGGUCUUGCCCCUGGCAGGCAGUUUUGGACCUGCCAUCAGCACAUGUGACCCAUGGUGCUGGGUCCUGCCUGCAAUGGUGGGUGGGAAUGCAGCACUCCUACCCUUUGGCUAAGGGAGGUGAGUUUUUUGUUCUUCCUUCUCAUACCUUUUAUUAACAUUUAAAUAAUUCAUGUCCCUCUAUGUCUAAGCUAGGGGACAGAGUGUCCUAAGAUCCAGAGUAAGACCUUAAGAAAUUUUGGCCACUGCUAUUCUCUUUUGUGUUGACCAGACUUAAGUGUGUGUACUCCUCAUAGUUCACGGAGCCCUUUGCUGGAUAUGUGAGGGAGGGGAAGGGCUGGGCUAAGAAAGGGAGAUGAGAGCAAAGGCCAUUGAACCGUGCUUUGCCCAAGCUCUGUAUAAAAACCAGCUGCAGGGGGGCAGCAGUGUCUCUGAUCUUACAGGUCCAGAAGUUGAGCCAUAGUGAGAAGUGGUUCAGUCCACACAAGCAGUGACUAAACUCGGGCUCAGCAGAGGCCCCUGCUCACACUGCUCAGGGCUUCUUCAGAAAUAGUCCCUGGGUUAGGUCUGAGAUGGAGCAUGAGAAUUUGCAUAAUGAUGUCCUAGAAGAUGCUGAGCCCCCCUGGUGCAGGGCCCCAAUCCAAGGACCUCUAGGUGAGAAAUGCAUGGUCAGCCUCUUUCUCUCACGCAUGCGCACACACGCACACAGAGCUGUAGCCUUUCCAUUCCUGAAAGAUGGUGGAGGGAGUAAGUACAGAGACCUCUAUCUUGCCAAGUGGGGCCAAUCUGCUCAGCUGGGAAUGGUAGGGCUGGAUGAUGCAGUGCUCCAGUCUAAAUAGCCACAGCAGGUGGGCUCAGGGCCCAGUGGGCCAUAGUGGGAGGAACCUCACAGAAAACAUUGAGCCUCUUCAGAGUAGAAACUAUUCAAUAUUUCCAGUUUGGGCAACAGAACCAAUGGAGCCGAGUGAGGCUCGCUGAGGUAGGUGAAGUGUUAGGAAGGUAAAGAUCUGGUGAGGCUGGGGCACUGUGAGCAGCCUCAAGGCUCUACAGGGUGCUCUGGCUUUCUUUCCCCUGGCCUGUCUGGUAAGCAGCGGGAGCUGCAGAGAUCCUCACACACACUGAGAGAAGAUGCCUGCAGUCAGGCCACCAGUCUCCAAGAUAGACUGAGGGAACAGCCUUGACACCUUUAUGGAUUUGUGUUGACUGGUUGGAGGGCCCCUAUAUAUUUCUCUGGUCAAACUUGGCCACUGCUGUAAUCUUCCACUCCUUAACUCCCCAUCUGAUGAUGGUGGCUACCUAAUGUCUAUUAGUAUUAGGCUGUGGCCAUCCACUGUUGUGCCUCCUCUCCUACUUGGAGAGUACCCAUAAGGCUCCCUUGGUCACAAGGAAUGAAACUGAGGUUACCUCUCAUGGGAACAAGGGAACUUUUAUCCAGUUCUUCUGACUGCCAAUACCCAGUACCUGUCUUGGCAAGUUAUUGUGAUGCCCUAUUCCACCUUCCUGGCUGUGUUUUAUUUACCCCAAUUCUAAUAAAUCAACACAUUCCUGUGCAUUGA
Messenger RNA from Marmota monax (woodchuck), 5957 nucleotides. Its product is annotated as KIAA0319 like. The record is from RefSeq and is a predicted model, not a curated record. Gene Ontology annotation, cellular component: cytoplasmic vesicle; plasma membrane. The transcript has 21 exons. NCBI's taxonomy places the organism in Eukaryota, Metazoa, Chordata, Mammalia, Rodentia, Sciuridae. Bases 163 to 3303 code for a protein of 1046 amino acids.